Ostreobium quekettii is the source of this 1392-nucleotide messenger RNA. NCBI's taxonomy places the organism in Eukaryota, Viridiplantae, Chlorophyta, Ulvophyceae, Bryopsidales, Ostreobiaceae. The record is from the annotation of a GenBank genome assembly.
AUGACGUUUGGAGGCGCAGCUCGCCGCGUGGACGCCCCAUUCGGCGGGAUCGCCGAGCUGCCCCCGCGUCGCCGAGUCGUCAGUUGCCGGGCAUUCCCGUGGCGGGAGCGAACCGGCCUGCGGCCGAGAUUCGGAGAUGCGGCACUGCGCUCGGCCACGGGACCCCGCCUCGCCAAGCCGGCCACGGAAGACGUCGAAGACGCCGCCGAGGCGCCGCUUGACGUGCGGGAGGCCCCCAUCGGGGUCCAAUCGGAUCAGCCAAAUGGGACCGAGCCGGACGUCAGCCACGGAUCGCCAGAGGAUGGAAGCGGCCCCAAGGGGGAGUCGGAAAGGCUGGGCAUGGGGAUGCUGGUCCUGGUGGCGGUGCUGUGGGGCACGUACUCGCCCGCACUGAAGUUCAUCUACAACUCCCCCGGCGCCCCCACACCGGCGGUCCUGUCGGCGAUCAAGGCCGCGAUGUCGUCCGCGUUCCUGUUUGCCGGGACGUUGAUCGGCCGGGCUGGUGGAGGGGGCUCCGGAGAUGAGCCGCUGCGGAAGAAGAACCUCUCCGGUGCAAGAAUGCGGGUGGAAGGGGAACAGGAGGAGGAGGAACAGGGGGAUGCGAAACUGGGCGGAAAUGGGGCCCACGGGAGGCUGGGUGGGCGGACUGGGGCGCUGUGGGCGGCGGGGGCGGAGCUCGGCUUCUGGAACUUCCUGGCGACGGCGUGCCAGGCCGUCGGGAUACAGUACACCGAGGCGAUCCGGGCGGCAUUUCUGAUACAGGCGACCGCCGUCUUCACCCCCUUGGUCGCCAGAUUUGCAGGUGACCUGGUCAAUACCAAUGUUUGGAUUGGCUGCAUGGCUGGCCUGCUGGGCAGCGUGCUCAUCACGAUGGACACAGGGGGAGCAUGCGGUGAGGACUGCACCGCCCUGUCUAGCAGUGCUGGCGACUGGGCAAUCCUGGUGGCCGCGCUGCUGUACUCCAUCUCGACUGUCCGGCUUGGGGCGCGGGCCAGUCAAUUCGAUGCGAUUUAUCUUGCCACAUCUAAAACCCUUGCCCUUGCAGUUUUGUCUGCUGGCUGGGUAGUGGCAGAUGCUGCAGGACUUCUGGGCCAAGGGCAGCCCGUCCACGGGCUCUGGCAGGAUGUUGGGAAUCCUGUCUCAUGGCUUGUGCUAGUAUGGGCUGCACUGGGCCCUGGGGCAAUUGCAGCAUUGCUGCAGACAAAGGGCCAGCAGCUGGUCACAUCCUCACAAUCCCAGGUCUUCUUUGCAUCAACUCCGCUUUGGUCCGCUUUGAUUUCUGGAGCCCUCUUGGGAGAGACCAUGGGUGUUUGGGGAUGGGUGGGCGGGGCGGUCAUUGUUGCGGGUGGGAUUCUGUCGUCGCUGACACUGGAGGAUGUAGGGCAGAGUUGA